Messenger RNA from Pocillopora verrucosa, 2332 nucleotides. Its product is annotated as probable phytanoyl-CoA dioxygenase. The record is from RefSeq and is a predicted model, not a curated record. NCBI's taxonomy places the organism in Eukaryota, Metazoa, Cnidaria, Anthozoa, Scleractinia, Pocilloporidae.
AGAAAUCAAAGUCACGCGAUCAAGGCCAAUAACUGGCAGCGAAGGUACUUUACUCGAUUCUUUCACGGUAUGCCUUGCGCUUGUGGAGCUGUUUAGACAUCUAAAGUGUACCACGAAAGUUGAAUGGAAAGAUUGCCACCAAACACGAUCACAGAGAAGGAAAUCCUUCGUUUUCAAGAGGAUGGGGCUCUUUGUUUAAGAGCUGUUUUCAGUCAUAGAUGGAUUGAUCUCUUGCGAAGAGGGAUUGAAUUCAAUAGGCUCCACCCAUCCGAUAUGACAAGACGUAAGGGCCACACGCCUCUCUUCUUUCACGAUUACAGCAACUGGAAAAAUAUUCCUGAAUACGAGGAGUUCAUUCGCCAUUCCCCAGUUGGCGAAAUAACAGGACGAAUUCUUCAGUCUUCGGUAGCUGCGCUGUAUUCCAAUCACGUGAUCGUGAAAGACAGCGGAUCAACCAAACAAACCCCAUGGCACCAGGAUCAGGCUUAUUAUGAGAUUGAUGGACAGCAGGUUUGUUCUGUGUGGCUCCCAGUGGACCCAGUCUCCGAACACACCUGUCUUCGUCUUGUGAAAGGUUCUCACAAGUUUCCACAUUACUUUAAACCUGUUCAUUUUGACGGCCCUCCUUUUACGUCCUACGAAACAAAGCCUGGAAAAGAAAAGAGAGCUGAUGAAUUUCUUUCGACACCAGAUGUUGAUGGAAACGACCAAUAUCAAGUCUUGUCCUGGAAUAUGGAGCCGGGAGACUGCAUUGUUUUCCACAUGAAAACAGUUCACGGUGCGCAUGGCAAUAAUCUAGAGACGCCUCGACGAGCUUUCUCUACACGAUGGCUGGGAGAUGAUGCUGUUAAAGGAGAACGACCUUGGAUAAAUCUACCACCAAGUAACGAGAUCAGAAACUUGAAAAUAGGAGAGAACCUCAUUAAGUCGGGUGCAUUCACUGUUACUUGGACCGUAUAGAGCAAUUUUUAAUAGAAUGUCGAUAGUAAUCCGAGAUUGCUUUGGUUUAGUUUUACUUCGCUCCGUGAUUGGUAAAAAACUCGCACCGCUCUCCCAACCAAUCGGAAGUGACAUGGUCACUCGCCUUUUCCCGCGCUUGAGGCAGCUUGGUGGUUUUCACUCUGCGUUCUCAUUGGUUCUUAAAGUUAUUUCCUCUUAUUCUGAUCGACCGUUGUGAUUACCUUGUUUUAGACACUCAAUCGAAAAGCCCUCCAAUGGAUAUUGAUGCUGAUGAUAAAAUUAACAUUUUGUCAGGAUACUUUUUAAAGGCAAAUUUUGCCAUAUUUUUUCAAAGUUCUUUCAGGUAGUACUAAAACGAGGAACAAAUUGCUAGUCCUUGUAAUAAAUUUCCAGGUGUCACAUUUAGCGGAAGAAAGGAGGAGUCGUGGUUUUCGCAAAUUAAAAAAAACCAGACAUGGGCAAAUCUACAGGCCAAUAUCUUUGCUACUACAAAAACUUGGGAGUAAGUUAGGUUCGCUUUCAUACACUGGUAUAUUAGAGAAAGUCUCAAAAAGGAUUCAGUUCAUAACACGGUUUAUUUUGUACUUCGGAUGUCUUAUUCCUUUACAAACCCUCACGUGGCCAUUUGAAUAACUUAACUAUGUCUUGCUUUCCACGAGCAUUGCGUUCGAUCUCAUUUCUUUGCGACAUCUCGGCCUUCCGUCCAAUUAUUUGUGACGUGGUCUCUGGAAAUGGCAUCUUGUUGGCGUUGCCAAGCAACACCUGAGCCUGUUCUGUACCAUCUUUCUCUUCGCUCUCUGUACUAGUCACCAGGCUUUCUUGUUUACGUUCUUCAUCCACCUCAAACUCAUCUUGGCCGAUUCUCAGUGUCUCGAGCUGUAACUAAAUCGCAAUGGUAUGAAAGGAACGUUGUCUGAAAUUUUCAAUGAAAUGUUCCAAAAGAUAUUACGCGCAAAAGCAUGAGUACUAAUAAGAAAUGAAAAGUUCACUCUCGGGAGUUCACCAGCGAGGACAUUGUUUUUGUUAAUUAUGUGCUUUGACGAAUUGGCCAUAGCUUUGUUACAUCACACGUGAAAAACGAAACAGAAAAUCACAAUGCAGCUCUUUUGAAAAUGUUUCCUUGCAUCUCAAUAGUAUUUGAUCCAGUUAUCAGUACUCUCGCGUUUUGACGUAACUCAGCCUGAAUGCUCCCUACUUGAUAUUUUCCGUCCCUCUACACAAUGACGUGCAGGGCGCUCUACAGAACAUGCUUACCCGAUGGUAUUCAUUAGCCAGAAAUCCCCACUUAUCCGGCCAUCGCCUCUGAGAGAGGAGUUCUCUAUUUACAUGAUCUUUCCUGUAAUCGAUUGAAAAAUAAAGAAUACAAGAAACA